Messenger RNA from Gracilinanus agilis (Agile Gracile Mouse Opossum), 4563 nucleotides. RefSeq names its product erb-b2 receptor tyrosine kinase 2 (gene ERBB2). Gene Ontology annotation, cellular component: basal plasma membrane; signaling receptor complex. Lineage: Eukaryota; Metazoa; Chordata; Mammalia; Didelphimorphia; Didelphidae. The transcript is spliced from 27 exons. The coding region runs from base 1 to 3894 and encodes 1297 amino acids. The record is from RefSeq and is a predicted model, not a curated record. Gene Ontology annotation, molecular function: ATP binding; transmembrane receptor protein tyrosine kinase activity. Gene Ontology annotation, biological process: cell surface receptor protein tyrosine kinase signaling pathway; protein phosphorylation; positive regulation of kinase activity.
AUGGACCUGUCGGGCUGCUGCUGUUGGGGGCUCCUUCUGGUCCUUCUGCCCCCAGCAGUCUGGGGGACCCAAGUGUGUACAGGCACAGACAUGAAGCUUCAGUAUCCUGCCAGUCUCGAGAACCACCUCGAAACACUGAGCCACCUGUACCAAGGAUGCCAGGUUGUACAGGGCAACCUGGAGCUCACUUACCUGCCUGCGGACGCCAACCUUUCCUUCCUUCAGGACAUCCAGGAAGUGCAGGGCUAUGUGCUGAUUGCCCAGAGCCUGGUGAAGACUUUCCCCCUGCAGAGGCUCCGCAUCAUAAGAGGCACGCAGCUCUUUGAGGACAAGUAUGCCCUGGUCGUUCUGGACAACGGGACCCCCUUUCGGAUGCCCCCUCCCACGACAGAGGGCACCCCCGGUCUUCGGGAGCUGCAAUUUCGAAGCCUCACAGGUACCACCGAUGGAAAGGAGAGGGAUAGGAGGAACAGAAGGGCUAUGGGGGAGGCAGCCCGGGACCGAGAGGAGUCAGGCAAUUUAUUUCAUCAUUCUCCUCUUUCCCAACCCCUAGAGAUUCUGAAAGGUGGGGUCAUGAUCCAGAAGAACCCCCAGCUGUGUCACCAAGACAUGGUGCUCUGGUCGGACAUCUUCCAUAAGAACAACCACUUGGGCAUCGCCGUCAUUGAUACAAACCGCAGCCGAACUUGCAGCCCUUGUUCUUCAUCAUGUAAAUUCGGCUAUUGCUGGGGGGAAGGACCUGACAACUGUCAGAGCUUGACCAGCACAAUCUGUGCCAGUGGCUGUGCUCGCUGCAAGGGGCCUUUAUCCACAGACUGCUGCCAUGAGCAGUGUGCUGCUGGCUGCACUGGCCCCAAGUAUUCUGAUUGCCUGGCCUGCCUCCACUUCAACCACAGUGGCAUCUGUGAGCAGCAUUGCCCACCGCUGGUCAUCUACAACUCAGACACCUUUGAGUCAAUGCCUAAUCCUGAUGGGCGAUACACCUUUGGGUCCAGUUGUGUGAAAUCAUGUCCCUACAACUACCUGGCUACAGAUGUGGGGUCCACAUCCUGCACUCUUGUGUGUCCCCGUCACAGCCAAGAGGUGACUGCUGAGGAUGGGACCCAUCGCUGUGAGAAGUGUAGCAAGGCCUGCCCCAAAGUGUGUUAUGGGCUGGGCAUGGGGCAUUUGCGAUCUGUGAGAGCGGUCAACAGCACCAACAUCCAGGACUUUGUUGGCUGCAAGAAGAUCUUUGGAAGCCUGGCCUUCCUACCUGAGACCUUCGCAGGGGACUUGGCCACCAACACUUCCCCACUAAUGCCUGAAGAACUCAAGGUGUUUGAGAACCUGGAGGAGAUCACAGGCUACCUGUAUAUCUCAGCCUGGCCUGCCAGCCUCCCUGACCUCAGCAUCUUUCAGAACCUCAGGGUGAUCAGAGGAAGGGUGUUACACAAUGGUGUCUACUCCUUGACUCUGGAGCAACUGGGUAUUGGCUGGUUGGGGCUGCGGUCACUGAAAGAGCUGGGCAGCGGGUUGGCACUCAUCCAUCACAAUGCCCACCUGUGCUUCGUCCACACGGUGCCUUGGGAUCAGCUCUUCCGCAACCCCCGCCAGGCUCUGCUCCAUAGUGCCAACCGACCUGCCCAUGAGUGUGCAAGAGAGGGACUAGCAUGUUACUCCCUGUGUGCUCAGGGGCACUGCUGGGGCCCUGGACCAACCCAGUGUCUCAACUGCAGCCAAUUUCUCCGAGGAGAAGAGUGUGUGGAGGAGUGCCGGGUCAUGCAGGGGUACCCCCGAGAAUAUGUAAAGGACAGGCGCUGCUUCCCUUGCCAUGAGGAGUGCCAGCCACAGAAUGGCACUGAGACCUGCUUUGGAUCGGAGGCUGAUAAGUGUAUAGCCUGCGCACACUUCAAGGACCCUCCUGCCUGUGUGGCCCGAUGCCCUAGUGGGGUGAAGCUCGACCUCUCCUUUAUACCUGUCUGGAAGUACUCGGAUGAUGAUGGCAUUUGCCAGACCUGCCCUACCAACUGUACUCACUCCUGUACUGUACUGGAUGACAAAGGCUGUCCUGCUGAGCAGAAGCCCAGCCCAGUGACCUCCAUCAUCGCUGGGGUGGUUGGUGUUCUCCUCGCCCUCAUCAUAGGCCUCAUCAUAGGCAUCUUGAUCAAGCGUCGGAAACAGAAGGAGCGGAAACACACUAUGAGAAGGCUGCUCCAGGAGACAGAGCUGGUGGAGCCCCUGACGCCCAGUGGAGCAUUGCCCAACCAAGCUCAGAUGCGCAUCCUGAAAGAGACUGAGUUGAGAAAAGUGAAGGUUCUCGGUUCUGGGGCUUUUGGCACAGUCUACAAGGGUAUUUGGAUCCCUGAUGGUGAAAGUGUGAAGAUCCCAGUGGCUAUCAAGGUGUUAAGGGAAAACACAUCCCCCAAAGCCAACAAGGAGAUCUUGGAUGAAGCAUACGUGAUGGCAGGUGUUGGCUCUCCAUAUGUAUCUCGCCUUCUGGGCAUUUGCUUGACAUCCACGGUGCAGCUGGUGACCCAGCUUAUGCCUUAUGGCUGCCUCCUGGACCACGUGCGUGAAAACCGAGGGAGGCUUUGCUCCCAGGACCUUCUCAAUUGGUGUGUGCAGAUCGCCAAGGGCAUGAACUACUUGGAGGAGGUUCGGCUAGUACAUAGAGACCUGGCUGCCAGAAAUGUGCUGGUCAAAAGUCCCAAUCACGUCAAGAUCACCGACUUUGGACUUGCCAGGCUCCUGGACAUUGAUGAGACUGAGUACCACGCAGAUGGGGGCAAGGUCCCCAUCAAGUGGAUGGCACUGGAGUCUAUUCUGUGCCGAAGAUUCACCCAUCAGAGUGAUGUGUGGAGCUAUGGGGUGACAGUGUGGGAACUGAUGACCUUUGGGGCUAAACCAUAUGAAGGUAUUCCUGCCCGAGAGAUUCCUGACCUGCUGGAGAAAGGAGACCGGCUACCACAGCCCCCUGUCUGCACCAUUGAUGUCUACAUGAUCAUGGUCAAAUGUUGGAUGAUUGACUCUGAGUGUCGGCCUCGGUUCCGGGAGCUAGUUACUGAAUUCUCACGGAUGGCCCGAGACCCUCAGCGCUUUGUGGUCAUUCAGAAUGAGGAUUCUGGUCCAGCCAGCCCCCUGGACAGCACCUUUUAUCGCUCACUACUGGAGGAAGAUGACAUGGGAGACUUGGUGGAUGCAGAAGAGUACCUGGUACCCCAGCAAGGCUUCUUCUGCCCUGAUCCUCCAGGCCCUGGUGGCACUGCCCACCGAAGACACAGAAGUUCUUCUACAAGGGUAAAUGGCGGGGAGCUCCCAGGAGGACUGGAAGGCUCAGAAGAAGACCCUCCCCAGGCUUCAUCAGAACCCUGGGAAGGGACUGGUUCAGAUGUGUUUGAUGGGGAGGACCCCUGGCGGUCUCCUGGAGGGAGCCCUAAGGCACUUCAGGGACUCCCACCUCGAGAUCUUAGUCCCUUACAGCGCUACAGCGAAGACCCCACAAGACCACUGUCCCCUGAGAUGGAUGGCUACGUUGCCCCACCUUCCUGUGGCCCCCUGCCUGAAUAUGUAAAUCAGCCGGAGGUACACCUCCCACCCCCUUCACCCCUGGAGGGGCCUCUGACUCCUUCUCACCCACCCAGCUCCACCCUGGAACACCCCAAGUUGCCUCCUCCAGGGAAGAAUGGAAUGGUGAAGGACACAUUUACCUUUGGUGCAGCUGUGGAGAACCCCGAGUACUUGGCCUCCCAUGGAGGGGGUCCCCUUCAUCUUUCCCCAACUGCCUUCAGUCCAGCCUUUGACAACCUCUACUAUUGGAACCAGGAUCCCUCUGAUCGAGGGGCUGCCCCAAAUGGUUUUGCAGGGACACCCACAGCUGAGAACCCUGAGUACCUGGGUUUGGAUAUGACCGUGUGAUCUCUAGAAGGACCAGAUGCUGAGAUCCUCAGAAACUCUGCAUUGCACUUAACCAUGGUGGGAAAGAAACAAAGACUCUUCCUGAGUGCCCUUCAGACUCUGUAUCUGGCCAAUGAAAAGGGAUUGUCUGACAACAGAUAAAGGAGUCUGGAUAGCCACUGUCACAUUGCCCCUUCCCUUCCUUUUAGGCAGCUCUAAGGUCCCCAGCUCCUUGCUUGGGCUAUAUUUAUUGGUUUCUGAGAUCCCAGAUAUCUAGACUGGAAUCAUGGUUUGAAAUGGGACUGCAAUUCAGGAGCAUGUGGUCAGCCUUUUCCAAUGGAUCUAUGCCCCAGUCUCCUGCUCCCUCUCCUGCCUCCCACGACUGGGGUUUUCACUGGAACUUUCAGGCACCAGAGAAGAUGUCCAAGGGGAGAAGAAAGGAGGACAUGUACUCAAGAGAAAAUGUCCUUUCAUCUCUAGAAACUAAGCACCUAACUGAUUUGUUUCUGCCUCAAAUGGACAAUCAAGGCAGAGAUAAGGAUGGAAGUGUGGGAGGAACUUCAGAUCCCUGAAUAACUUGUACAUUGUUUCUUUUGAUUUUUUAAGCUUUUUUUUUUUUUUAAUGAUCAAAGAAAUGUGUGGAAGAGAUACACUCAUCUUCUCUGUAAAUAUAUUUUGGAGAACAGCUGA